UCCACACAGCCAGCUGAGUAGUUCUGCUAAGCAAGUCUGAUGCCUGAUUGUACGCACGCACAAAUACUCACCAUGGAUCCAAACAAAAUACUCAACGCAUUGGAAGCUACAAUGAACCCAAACCUGAGGAAGGAGGCUGAAGAACAACUUGAUCAGAUGCACAAAAUUGCCGGGUUUUCCCCUCUUCUGAUACAACUAGUAAUGUCCGACGAAGUACAAAUGGCUGUGCGGCAAUCAGGGGCAAUUUAUUUAAAGAACUUGUGCGUCCAUUCUUGGCAUGAACGUACGGACAAGGACGGAACUCCAAUUACUGACGUUUUUUCAAUCCAUGAAAAUGACCGUGGUCUAAUCAGAAGCAAUAUUGUUAAAGCUUUAAUUCAUGCACCUGAUAUUAUAAGGAACCAACUUACAGUUGUCGUCCAAAACAUCAUCAAACACGAUUUCCCACAAGUUUGGCCAAACGUAGUAAACGAGGUUCAUUUCCAUCUUCAAUCUGAAGCCCCACGCGAAUGGAUGGGAGCUCUGCUUACUUUAUAUCAACUCGUCAAAACAUAUGAAUUCAAGAAACCUGAUGCGCGAGGUCCGGUGAUUGAAGCGAUGAAGUUGCUGCUCCCUGUGAUGCUCCAACUCUUCCGGAAGUUGAUGGAGGAUCCUUCAGCUUCUUCUGCAUUGUUGCAGAAACAAUUGCUCAAAAUAUUAUACGCCCUUAUACAAUAUUCACUGCCCAUGGAUUUAUUCAAUGAAAAGAUAAUGGAUGAAUGGAUUAAUAUUAUGAGGGUGAUUAUUGACACACCACCACCACCAGAUACACUACAGGUGGAUGAACUUGAGAGAUGCGAGCUACCUUGGUGGAAAAGUAAAAAGUGGGCCGUGCAUUUCCUAGCAAGGAUGUUUGAAAGGUAUGGAAGUCCAGGCAGCGUGACUAAGGAAUACAACGCUUUCUCUGAAUUCUUCCUUAAACGAUACACAGUGAGCAUCCUCCAAGUUCUGUUGAAGAUAUUUGACGCUUACCGCAACAAGGAAUAUGUGGCACCUCGUGUCUUACANCAAGCUUUGCAUUUCCUUGACCAAUCUGUCAGUCACGCGCAUACAUGGAAAGUUAUGAAGGGAGCCUACCAUGAUUUAUUAAAAGACAUCAUUUUCCCUCUGAUGUGUUUCACUGAUGAAGACAAAGAGGUUUGGGAAGAUGAUCCGCAUGAAUAUAUUAGGAUGAAGUUUGAUAUAUUUGAAGACUUUUUGUCACCUGCAAGUGCUGCGCAACAUCUUUUACAUUCAGCUGCCUCAAAAAGAAAACAAGUUCUUCAAAAAACUAUGGGAUUUUGCUACAGUGUCCUCACUGAUGCUGCAACAUCGGAAGAGUUAAUCCGGAGGCGGGACGGAGCUCUCCACAUCAUUGGAUCACUUGCUGAUACCUUGCUUAAGAGGAAGAUGUAUAAAGAUCAACUUGAACUGAUGUUGAGGACCCACGUGAUCCCGGAGCUACAAAGCGAUUAUGGCUUCAUGAGGGCUCGGGCUUGCUGGGUGGUGCAACACUUCAGCGAAGCAAAGUUCAAGAAAAAGGAAAAUAUUAUAGCGACUGCUGAAGCGUUGAAACAUCUUCUUCUCAACGAUGGGGAUUUACCUGUAAGAGUAGAAGCCGCAAUGGCAUUGCAGGAGUUUUUGUCCGAGCAGGAGAUAGCUGAGAAACAUUGUGUGCAACAUGUGAGGCCUAUUAUGCAAGCUUUGCUGCAACUCGUACACGAAACUGAAAAUGACGAUCUCACGUCGAUUGUGCAGAAGGUUAUUUGUCUUUAUUGUGAGCAUGUUAUACCUUAUGCUGUGGAGAUUACCCAAAACUUGACAGCUACGUUCCUCAAAGUAGUUGCAAGUUGUAGCGGUGACGCUGACGGGGCAACAGGUGACGCUGGGGACAAUAACGAUGAUAAAGCUGUCACUGCCAUAGGGAUUCUCAGUACCAUAGAAACCGUGCUUGAUAUGAUGGAGGAAGAGAGGGAGAUCACGCUUCAACUUGAAUCAAUCGUCGCUCCUCUUGUUGCUCAUGUUUUAAAGACCAGGAAUAUAGAUUAUUAUGAAGAGAUCUGCUCACUCAUGUAUUCCCUCACCUGCCAAGCGAUAUCUCCACCAAUGUGGGAAGCCCUGCACCUUAUAUCGGAAGUAUUCCAGGAGGACGGGUUCGAUUACUUCACUGAUAUGAUGCCAGUCUUACACAACUUCUGCACUAUUGAUACUCCAACAUUAUUAUCUAACCCUAAAUACUUGGAACUUAUAUUUGGGAUGUGUAAACAGGUUCUUGCUAAGGAAAGUGGAGAAGACCCUGAAUGCCACGCAGCUAAACUACUUGAGGUGAUAAUCUUACAAUGCAGGGGACAGAUUGACCAGUGUAUCCCGUUAUUUGUCGAAGUUGCGUUGUCUCGGUUGACGAAAGAAGUUAAGACGAGUGAGCUUCGAACCAUGUGUUUGCAAGUUGUGAUUGCCGCGUUAUAUUACAACCCCACAUUACUUCUACAAACAUUGGAGAGCAUGAGGUUUCCAAACACGACCGAAACAAUUUCCGAACAAUUCUUCCGACAGUGGAUUAAUGAUGUCGAUUGUUUCUUGGGUAUCCACGAUCGACGAGUAUGUGUGCUUGGUAUUUGUACCUUGAUGGAUCUCCCUAAUAGACCAGCUUGUAUCAACGAAAUAUCGAGCCAGUUCAUCCCAUCUCUUAUAAUGUUGUUCCAAGGGUUGGUACGAGCUUAUAAAGUACAAGGAGGGGAAACAUCCAGCAACAGCUCCGAUGAUUCCUCGGACGAAGAAGACGAGGAGGAAGUUUACGAACAAGCGGAACUCGCAUCUGAUGAAGACGAGAUUGACGAGGAGUCUGCCGAAUAUUUGGAGAUGUUGCAAACCAAGGAUGACGAAGAUGAUGACGACGACGACGAGGAUGAAUUAGGAGCGGAGGGAGAAACGAUGUUGGAAUCUUUUCCAACAUUAUUGGAAGCGGAAGAUGCGGCGAUUGACGAGUUUGUCGCGUUCAAACAAGUUCAUAUUUGUAAGGGUUGGGUGUGGGCUUUAAUAAUUGGUCAGGGUAUAACAGUAAAACACACUAAUUGAUUGUGUUGCCACCUA
This is a messenger RNA of Ciona intestinalis (vase tunicate), 3108 nucleotides long. The record is from RefSeq and is a predicted model, not a curated record. Lineage: Eukaryota; Metazoa; Chordata; Ascidiacea; Phlebobranchia; Cionidae.